Messenger RNA from Nezara viridula (southern green stink bug), 2160 nucleotides. The record is from the annotation of a GenBank genome assembly. Lineage: Eukaryota; Metazoa; Arthropoda; Insecta; Hemiptera; Pentatomidae.
CAGAACCUGGAGAUGAGUGCAGGCGACUUCCCAGAAGACCUCUCUUCGGUAGAGCUGAUUGGAGGCAGGGAGUUGAGGUUCCACACCGAAGUAUUCUCUAAGCUGACCUACCUCCACUUCGUCAGGAUCUUCAAUGUCCCAAAGGUCCUGGUCCAGGAACAUACCUUCGCAAAUAUGUCUUCCUCAAGAAAAGUCAGGUUUGAAUUCGAAGGCGGUUCAAGCCUGGUAUUAGAAGGUAGAUCCUGGAAGAACGUGGCAGGGGAGAUUUCCGUAUCAAUCAGCAGGUUCAGCCAGGUCACCAUUCAAGCACAAGCUUUCUCGGGACUCUUUGAUCUCACUGUUUCUCAGGUUGCCAAAUUCGAGCUACUUGAAGACGCUUUUUUUAUCGAAAGACCUCCUCGUUAUAGUAAAGAAUUCAAAGUUGAAUCGAUCAUUUUGGACCAAGUGAAACUGGAAAAUCUCGAACGAAAAACGUUUUACUCAUCAGCCCAUCAAGUUAAAAUACGUAACAGCCAUAUCAAAACGGUGAGGACUGAUGCCUUCAAUGCAAUAAGCUUAGCGCAAGUAACCAUUGAAAAUACGACUAUCGACAAGGUGGAACAUGGAGCAUUUUCAGGAAGAACCAUUCUCCAUACCCUCACCUUGGACCGAGUGAUAUUACACGAAUUAGAAUCAGGGGCUGUCCUUUCAGGCACUACACACCUCAACAUCCAUCAUUCUGGAUUUGGAACACUACAGCCUGGGACCUUCAAUGUGACAGUUGCCAUUGCUUCAAUCAGUGACAAUACUUUCAACAGACUCCUCAGCAGAGCAAUGAUAUUAAAGCAGUGGGACAGAUUAAGUAUAUAUAACAACACAUUUAAAAAACUGGACCCAUAUGCCUUUUCUUCGGAGGGAUUAAUUAGCAAAACAGCACCGAUAAUUAAUUUUUCAAAAAAUAAUUUGUAUGAUCAUCCAACCAAUGCAUUUGAUUUUCAAGUAAACAAUGAGCUAAAUUCUUCUAUUGGUUAUAAUUUUUUCCAUUUCAAAUGCCGGUGCGAUAUGGCAAUACCCCUUAAGGCAAUGAUUAAGCCAUAUUCAUUGAGCGAGAUGCUUUUCCGAAAUGGUUUAUGUGAUGUAGACCAUUCACUUUCAAAGUGUUUUGAUUUACCUGAAGGAUUUUACAACAUUUUAAAUUUCACAGAGCGGAUUUGUUCAGUUAAUGAAGUAAUUCUCUGUGAGGAAAUUCAGAGGGAUGCUGCAAUCCCACCGCAACUGCCUGGCAUAUCUUCAGCAGUUGAUACUAUGUUUGAAAAUAAUGUUGGCAGAGAAAGAAAGAUUCUCGGCUCAAUAUUUAUUAUUGUCUUAUGUGCUAUGGUAGUAAUGAUGAUUCUAUCAGCAGUUAUGUGGAUUGGAAGAAAUGGCUACUGUACCAAAGCCAGGAUUUUCCUUUUGCCAUCGACCAAUUCAUACAUUAGCUGUAUAACCAGAUUUUUUUCGGGAAGUGGCAUGACUCCAACUGGUUCAGCGCAUUCAAUAUCGAGACUUUCGAUUCAUGAAUAUGCUGAGCUCCAAAGGAAGAUUGGAGAAGCUAAAGAAGAAGAAGAAAUCCCACUAGAAGAUAAGGCAACUCAAACAUUACCAGAGGAACUGACCCAAGAGCUUUUACAAUCCUUGCAAGAGAAAUUAAAUGAUCCCGAAAAUUAUAGUGAAGCUAGAAACAUGAUUGAGCAUUUGUAUGAUCUCAUUAAAGUGGAAGAAAGUUGUAAUAAAAACUACAAAGAUUCUGCUUCUAUAAAUUUAGAUGAUUUAGACAAAGAAAAUGAAAAUGUAUAUGAUGUCAUAGUGCCAAAAAAGAAAACUAUUUCAAGAGAAAAGAAGGAAACUGUGAGUACGGGUACAAGAGCACCUUCUCCUGACAAGUUAUUGCCAUAUACAGUGUACGGUGAAACGAAAAAAUUACAGCCUGCGGUAUGUGACUACAUGGAGCCUAAGGACAGACAAGUUCACACUUACACAGAACUGCCUAACAGGACUCCUGGACCAACCUCAGUAGUUUGUGAUUACGGUGAGCCCACCGAUACAAGAGUCCAUUUCUAUACAGAGCUGCCAGCCAAGAUAAAAAUGGCUAACCGCCCACUACCAUCAAAACCUAUUGAUGGGGGCCAGUCCAUGUCAUAA